Molecule: messenger RNA, 3330 nt
Organism: Capronia epimyces CBS 606.96
Lineage: Eukaryota; Fungi; Ascomycota; Eurotiomycetes; Chaetothyriales; Herpotrichiellaceae
Exons: 10
Coding region: 1-3330 (1109 amino acids)
Biological process (GO): carbohydrate metabolic process
Molecular function (GO): hexosyltransferase activity; UDP-glycosyltransferase activity
Source: RefSeq, a predicted model, not a curated record
AUGGAUUUGCAGCGCACGGUGGACGACACUGGGCGUGUCCACCUGGACCUGGACUCCUACAGUGAAGAUGAAAUAAAUUGGCUUCUCAGACGGUUUCUGCCUCCGGAGAAACAGGGCUCCCAAUGCUCAACCCUGCCCCAAGCCGAUGACGCUCCUCAAUACCAGUCGGAGCUCCCACCUCCGCCAUUGAAUGUGGUUAUCCAACUCAUUGGAUCUCGAGGCGACGUCCAGCCGUUUGUUGCAUUGGGCAUGCUGCUGAAACAACGAUAUGGCCACCGAGUCCGAAUAGCAACCCAUUCCAGAUUUCAGCGUUUUGUCACCGAGCACGGACUGUUGUUCUUCGACAUCGGAGGCGAUCCUGAACAGCUGAUGAGUUUCAUGGUCCAGAAUCCUGGAUUACUCCCUGGAUAUGCUUCUCUGCGCGAAGGGCAGGUCAAACUCCAUCGUGAAAUGAUGUUUUCCAUCUUCAAACGUGCUUGGAAGUCUUGUAUCGAGACUGGAGCCGACGGAACUCCCUUUGUCGCAGAUGUGAUUGUUGCAAAUCCUCCGAGUUUUGCCCACAUCCAUUGCGCAGAGAAGCUGGGGGUCCCGGUGCACUUGAUGUUCACGAUGCCUUACAGUCCGACGGGAGCGUUCCCUCACCCACUUACCAAUAUCCGAGGAAUUCCCUUUGGCAAAGACCUGUCCAACCGUCUUUCAUACUACAUGGUGGAAAGAUUAACGUGGUUGGGACUAGGGGAGGCCGUGAACCGCUUUCGCGAAAACGUCCUCCACUUGGAGCCAUUGAACUUAGCCAGGGCUCCAAACCUCGUGCAGAAACUGGGAAUCCCACAUACCUAUUGCUGGAGUCCUUCGCUCCUGUCAAAACCCAAGGACUGGGCUGCAGGUAUCUCAAUUGCGGGCUUCUAUCUGCUCCCGGAUGAGGACACCUCGUUCAACCCACCAUCGGACUUGUCUCUCUUUUUGAAGACGGGCGACCCUCCGGUGUAUAUUGGCUUUGGAUCCAUCGUCAUGGGUGAUUCUGGUAAACUAACAAGUCUCGUCUUGGAAGCUGUCAAACAGGCAGGCGUCCGAGCAAUCAUCUCAAAGGGCUGGCUAGGACUCGGAGAUGGUCAACCACUCCCCCAAGAUAUCUUUGCCGUCGAUGAUGUGCCCCAUACCUGGCUAUUCAGGCACGUGUCGGCCGUUAUCCACCAUGGAGGCGCCGGGACGACGGCUGCUGGCUUAUGCGCGGGAAAAGCGACCGUCAUUGUCCCAUUUUUCGGCGACCAAUACUUUUGGGGUAAAGUCGUACAUGCUGCUGGAGCAGGACCUCAACCCGUGGAACACGUCAAUCUGACGGCAGACAUACUGGCACGACAGAUCAGAGAGGUGAUGGAUCCGAGGAUACAAGCAAGAGCCAGGGAGAUCGGUGCGGCCAUCCAGCACGACAGAGGCUGUGAGAAUAGCGCACGAAGCCUUCAUCAGUCUUUCGAUUUGGAUGCGGCCAGAUGUCAUCUGAUCCGAGAUCGCAUUGCGGUCUGGGAGAUGAAGGGUUCCGGAGUGCGUCUCAGCUGUCUUGCCGCCGCAGUGCUCGUGGAUCGUGGCUAUAUACAAUACGGUCAGCUAAGAUUGCUGAGACACAAGGAGUAUCGGAUGGAGGACAGACCAGUUGAUCCUCUCUCGGGGGGAGCGUUGGCCUUCCUCGGAUCCUUUCAAGACAUAGUUGGUGAAAGCUACAACUUCUCCAAGCAUCUGGUCCGGGCGGCCAUCCCACGCAGCUCUCAAGCGGACCGAGACAGACCCAAAGAAAGCAGCCAAACUGAAGGGGGUUCAGGUUUUCCCACGGCCACGGCUGACCAGCGACCAGUAUUGAGGGACGGCUCUCCGGCACUUCCGGGUCAGCAGCCUGAAGAUCCUUCCGACCAUCGAGUAACGACGCAUCACGCUUCAGGCAUGUUAAAAAGUGCUGGCCGUUUCAGCAAGGCGGUCGCGUCAACCCCCUUGGAUUUCUGCCUGGGAAUCGCACGUGGCUUUCAGAGCAUCCCCAUAAUGUACGGUGACAAGACCGUACGCCACAGGGAGAAGGUAUCAGGAGUCAUGAGCGGCGCCCAAGUCGGAGUCAAGGAACUUGCCUAUGGCUUCUACGACGGCAUCACAGGCAUCGCCACCCAGCCAAUCCGUGGCUACAAAGAGCACAAUGUACCAGUGGUGGGCCUGGUGAGCGGCAUUGGCAAAGGCCUGGGAGGACUGGUUUUGAAGCCCGGCGCAGGCAUCUUCGGUCUUCCUGCAUACGCCUUCCAAGGCAUCUCUCAGGAGAUGCACCGAGUCUUCGGGCGCAAUGAUGAAGCCCACAUAGCCCUCAGCAGAUGUUUGCAGGGCCGGUACAAGAUGCAAGGAAGCCACCGCAAAUCACGGUCGCGGUCGCGGUCUCCCCAUCGACAUGAAGGCAAGAGAUCCCGCCAUCGGUCUCGAUCACCUCGCCACGCUUCCUCCUCCACCAGAGCCUUGCCUUAUGGAGCCCGCGAGAUCUCACGGCACGACCUGCAGAUGUAUCGACCCAUGUUUGCCUUAUACCUCGACAUACAGAAACAAUUAGAUAUCGAGGAUCUCGACGAGAAGGAAGUCAGGGGAAGAUGGAAGAGCUUUGUGGGAAAAUGGAAUCGUGGAGAGCUAGCUGAGGGUUGGUAUGACCCUAAAACGCUCGAGAAAGCCAGGGCUACGUCCUCCAAGAGCGAACCGAACAGGGCUGGUGCAGGAUCAGACGACGAAGACGAAUACGGUCCUCCUCCGCCCGCCUCAAGUAGCACUGUGAGAGAUGACAGGGGUUUCCAGGCUCGGGGUUAUGGAGCCUCUAUCCCUUCUCUUCAAGAUCUCCGAGCGCGUGACGAGCAAGUGCAAGAGGACGCGAAUGCGGCCAAAGACAAGCACCGAGAGACUUUCCGUCAGGAACGAAUGCUGGAGCGCAAAUUGCAGAAGGAACGGCUUGACGAGAUCGCACCUCGUGCCGAACCCGGCACUCGCGAGCGCCAACUGGAGAAGAAGAGAGAAAUGGCCGAGUCCAACCGCGCCUUUGCUACGUCCAAGGAAGAGGGAGAUGUCGAUCUUCGAGAGGCCGAAGUCAUGGGCGACGAGGAUAGCCUGGGCGAGCUGAAGAAGAUGCAGAAGGAGAACGAGCGGCGAAAAAAUGACAGGGAGAUCCGCAAGGAGGAGAUUCUGCGGGCAAGACGUGAAGAAAGAGAAGCGCGGUUGGCGAAAGUCAAGGAGAAAGAGGACCGCACGAUGGCCAUGUUUAAGGAGAUUGCAAAGGCAAGAUUUGGCGGAGGAGGGGCGGAAGGGGGGCACUCUUGA